AUGGCAAGCUGCUGGGCGGUCCUGCUGCUGCUGGUCACCGUGGCCGCCGCGGUCCCCGUGAAGACCCCUCAGCCCUACGAGAAGGCCAUUGCCCGGGCCAUCGCCUUCUACAACCAAGGACCAACGGUGAAAUAUGCCUUCCGCCUCCUUACAGCCACACCUCCGCCUGAAGUGGCCCAGGGCACCAUAUCCAAUGCUUUUCAGCUGAACUUCACCAUCAUGGAGACCACGUGCCCGGCGUCAGACAAAACCCCUGUGGAGCAAUGCGCCUUCAAAGAGAAUGGGCUGGUCAGAGACUGCUCAGGACACUUCUCCACCCAGGAAACAUGCCCUGUCUUCGCGAUCACCUGUGACGUCGCCCCUCCACAGCCCGUUCGCGUCACCAGAUGGUGGCCCCUUGUGAGGAUAGGCGCAAAAAUCGUCGGUCACGGCAUUGACUACUACCGCAGAAGGGGUUAAUCCAGAGAUCGAGGAGGGUAAUGCAAGUUUGGAAGACCUGCCCGUGCCCCACGCUGGAAGCUUACCAGGAAUC
Molecule: messenger RNA, 532 nt
Organism: Gopherus flavomarginatus (Mexican gopher tortoise)
Lineage: Eukaryota; Metazoa; Chordata; Testudines; Testudinidae
Product: cathelicidin-3-like
Exons: 4
Coding region: 1-459 (152 amino acids)
Biological process (GO): antimicrobial humoral immune response mediated by antimicrobial peptide; innate immune response; defense response to Gram-negative bacterium
Cellular component (GO): extracellular region
Molecular function (GO): lipopolysaccharide binding
Source: RefSeq, a predicted model, not a curated record